This is a messenger RNA of Camponotus floridanus (Florida carpenter ant), 1673 nucleotides long. RefSeq names its product thioredoxin domain-containing protein 5 homolog (gene prtp). Gene Ontology annotation, molecular function: protein disulfide isomerase activity. The record is from RefSeq and is a predicted model, not a curated record. The coding region runs from base 310 to 1497 and encodes 395 amino acids. The transcript is spliced from 6 exons. Gene Ontology annotation, cellular component: endoplasmic reticulum. Gene Ontology annotation, biological process: protein folding. Lineage: Eukaryota; Metazoa; Arthropoda; Insecta; Hymenoptera; Formicidae.
CGACAUACGUUUUACUCUGUCUUACUUUACGUCCACGACUACGACAGACAUCUAGUUCUCUGCCAUCAGCCUAAUUCCGACCUUUGUAUAUCUAGUGAUUUUAGGAUCUAUUAGUGACAUUACGUGAGAUCAAUUCUGAAUUAGGUAUUUCAUUCAGCACGAUAAGAAGCCGGGAUUAAAAGCAAAACCUCGGGAUUAAAACUUGUUCCGAAUGUGUCGGUGAAAGAUUCAAUGAUCCUUUGCAUUUCUCGUGGGGAGAUUUUGCUUGUGAAAGGAUCGAAUAUUGUGUAAAUAAAAUUGAGGCUCGUGAUGGCGAUUAACUCUACAGAUUUUAUCGCGUCGAAACGACAGCUCUUGUUCUUUCUAUUUAUGUUGAGCCAAGUUAGCAACGGUCACGAUGAGGACGUGUUUACUUUACAGUAUACUAGCGAGAAUUUCUCUACGAAGAUUAAAACGAAGAAUCACUUUGUUAUGUUUUACGCACCAUGGUGUGGACAUUGCCAAAAACUUAGUUCUACAUGGGAGCAAUUAGCGGAAAUGUUAAAUAAAGAGAAUAGUAAUAUAAGAAUAGCCAAAGUUGAUUGUACAACUGAGAUCACUCUGUGUAGUGAACAGGAUGUUACUGGCUAUCCCACGCUAAAGUUUUAUAAAACUGGGGAAACCGGAAGCAUCAAAUUUAGAGGAACUCGAAAUUUACCUUCUUUGACUGCCUUUAUUGAUGAACAAUUAGGCAGUUCCUCUAUGAAUGAAGAUGUUGCACCAUCUCCUCCAGAAGCAGUGAAUGGAUUGCUAGAAUUAACAAAAAAUACAUUUGAAAAACAUGUUUCUUCCGGAUAUCAUUUUGUCAAAUUUUAUGCACCUUGGUGUGGACAUUGUCAAAAAUUAGCACCAACAUGGGAUAAAUUAGCUGACAGUCUCCGUAACGAUGAUGCAGUUAGUAUCUCUAAAAUAGACUGCACCCAACAUCGUAGUGUUUGUGGCCAAUUUGACAUUAAAGGAUAUCCCACAUUGUUGUGGAUUGAAGACGGGAAAAAGAUAGAUAAAUACACUGGUGAACGCACUCACGAAGAGCUAAAGGCCUAUGUGUCGAUGAUGCUAAGUAAGAGUGCUGAUGAAUCGAAUCAAAAGAGCGAAAACAAUAAUGUCCCGCAUGCUAUACUAAGUUUGACAGCCGACAGUUUCCAGCAUGGUAUUGAAAAAGGUUUUUCCUUUGUAAAGUUCUUUGCACCUUGGUGCGGACAUUGCAAACGCUUGGCGCCCACAUGGGAGGAAUUGGGUAAGAAAUUUUUUGCUAAUAACAAUGUGAAUAUCGCUAAAGUCGAUUGCACACUCGAUGCAAGCAAACAGUUGUGCAAUGAACAAGAAGUGGAAGGCUUUCCAGCAUUGUACUUGUAUAGAGAUGGACGUAAAGUCUUUGAGUAUAAUGGUUCGCGUAAUCUUGACGAUCUGUAUGAUUUCGUGAUAAAUCAUCUUCAAAAACCGCACGACGAAUUAUAAUCCUAUUAUUAAACUUCUGCAAUGUAAGUCACAUCAUAGUAUUUCCCAUCAAAUAAUUAGACUAAUGAUACGUAUAUAUGCGUAACAUCAUAUCUAUCAUUCAUUAUCAAACAAGAACAAGAGAAUAAGAAUUUUUUUUCAUUUUUAUAUUCUGUAGACAAGAGAAAAAAAAAAGA